AGGAGAAGACAAGUAGGGGGAAGUUUGUCAUCUCCUUGCUGUCAGGACUGACUUUUUUUCUUCAGAGGGAAGAUAAGGACCGACAACACCGAGAAGACUUCCAGUUCACUGAGGCACAAAACAACAACACUGAGAAAGAAACAACAUUUUAAACACGGAAAGAAUACAGGACAUUCUAACAUCAACAGGUCAUUUCAACAAAAGAUCAAGACAUUUUAAAACUUUAUCUCAGUCUCACUCUAUUCAUCCACUUCUCUUGGACUCUCUGUCCUGAACAUUUCUCUGUGAGGGUCAGUCGGUCCAUCCAGCCCAGCCAUGCAGGUGUCUAUAGCCUGUACGGACCCCCACAUGAAACGUGGAAAUGGGGAUCACAAGAAUGCCACCAGCCCGGGGAAUGCAGCUCGGGCCAAGUUCAGAACCGUGGCCAUCAUAGCACGUAGCUUUGGGGCGUUCGCACCCCGACACCACAUCUCCCUCAAAGAGUCCACGGGGAAACUGACCGGCAUGAAAUACAGGAACCUGGGAAAGUCCGGACUUAGAGUGUCGUGCUUGGGACUGGGUACAUGGGUAACGUUUGGCAGUCAGAUUACAGAUGAGGUGGCCGAGCAGCUGAUGACCAUAGCGUAUGAGAGUGGGGUCAAUCUGUUCGACACAGCGGAGGUGUACGCUGCUGGAAAAGCUGAAGCCAUAUUGGGUAAUAUCAUCAAAAAGAAGUCCUGGAGACGAUCAAGUCUGGUCAUCACUACCAAGCUGUACUGGGGAGGAAAGGCAGAGACUGAAAGGGGCCUUUCAAGGAAACACAUUAUUGAAGGUCUGAAGGGCUCCCUUCAGAGGUUGCAGCUGGAAUACGUAGACGUGGUCUUCGCAAACCGCCCCGACACCAACACGCCCAUGGAGGAGAUUGUGAGAGCCAUGACGUAUGUGAUCAACCAGGGGAUGUCCAUGUACUGGGGGACUUCUCGAUGGACAGCCAUGGAGAUCAUGGAGGCGUACUCUGUGGCCAGACAGUUUAACCUGAUCCCUCCGGUGUGUGAGCAGUCUGAGUACCAUCUCUUCCAGAGGGAGAAGGUGGAGGUCCAGCUUCCAGAACUCUACCACAAGAUAGGUGUCGGGGCAAUGACGUGGUCUCCGCUGGCCUGUGGCAUCAUCACAGGGAAGUACCAGAACGGCAUCCCAGAAACCUCCAGGGCAUCCAUGAAGUCGUAUCAGUGGUUAAAAGAGAAGAUUGUGAGUGAGGAUGGGAGGAAACAGCAGGCAAAGCUGAAGGAGCUGGGACACAUUGCUGAGAAACUGGGCUGUACUCUCCCACAGCUGGCCGUGGCCUGGUGUUUGAGGAAUGAGGGGGUGAGCUCAGUCCUCCUGGGAUCCUCCAGUCCAGAGCAGCUAACAGAGAACCUAGGCGCCAUACAGUUUCUUCCAAAAAUGACUUCUCAUGUGGUGUCGGACAUUGAUCAUAUACUGGAGAACAAGCCGUACAGAAAGAAGGACUAUCGCUCCUAGACACCCAGGAGGAAGCAGAACCCCUACUGUACAACCACUGUGGAUCCAGUUACACCAACCAUCUGGGCUCAGCCUCCAUGGGGUUUCAGCUCAGUCUAAUCCCAGCCCAGUUCAGGCCUGCUCAGCUCAGCCCCAGCCUUCUUAGUCCAGUGUAACCGAGCUCAGUUCAGCCUAACCCUGCUAACCCUCUGCCCUAGACCAGCUUUCAGCUCAGCUUACUCUCUCAGUAGAUUCUCUGUCUCCUGAGAUUGUUAACCAUGUAGAUGCUUUCUUCCCCUCUCUGAUGUGCCUGGACUUUCUCUUCAAAGGCACCUUGUACAAAACAACACAGAAAGGGGAUAAUAAUACCGUAAACGUCUUUCACAAUGCAUUUUGAAAACUAGUAUACUGCAUUUGACCACCGUUUGACCUCGCAAAGCAGAGCACCCUGGGACAGUGAGUUUCAGCGACAGGCCUUUGUUCUGUCUGUGAGGGGAAGAAUGUGCAUGUUGUCGCCCCCACCUGGUCGUAUGAGAAACUGCUAUCCAAUAUCUUCAAUAGAUUAUUAGUGCGAGAGCGCAGGAGAAUCUCAUUUGCAUUUUCCUUGGGAGAAUCUCAAUUCCAUACUCCUCGCAUCCUCUCUCCUCACCAACUUCUCAAAACCCAUUGGAGGAGAAGGUCAGAGGGGCGAGGAGAGAGGAGGAGAGAGGAGGCGAGGAGUAUGUAAUUGAGAUUCUCCCCUUGACUCCUUUCAUCCUCUCUCCUUGCUUCCUUCUCAAAACCCAUUGGAGGAGAAUGUUCGAGGGGAGGGACCUCUGACUUUCUCAUCCAAUACGUUUUGAGAAGGAGGAGAGGAAAGAGGACGCGGGGAGGCAAGGAAAUGCAAUUAAGAUUCUCCCAGUGGCCUACUGUUCUGUAUAGUGCCAGUCUGAGUGAGCAGGGGGCCUCUUGUACUGUACUGUACUGUAUACUCUCUGUCUGCAUCCAUAGAGGAGAAUCCUGCCUCUCCUCCUCCUGCCUGUAAUUUGAACCUGCAUCUUUAGUUGCUGAUGGGAAUCUGGGAUAGCACAAGCCACUCUGUGACAUAACCUCCCAACCAGACCAAUGUUACCUGUGGGUGUUGCUUGUUAGAUAAUGUGUAAGAUAGGUGAAGUAUUUAGAAAGAUGUAAAGGCCUAUAUCUAUUCUAUAAUAGUACGUGAAAAUAAGUUUCUUCUGUGGGUUAGAAUGUUUUUCAUCUUUCAGGGGUGUAUAUACAGUAUUAAACGUUAUGGGGAAAACCUUGUAACGUAAGCAAAACAGACCUCAAGUCCCCUUUGUUGCAGAUGAAACUAAAGUAUUCUAUAAAUUACCUAGAAAUAUUCUAUAAAUAACCUAAGUAUUCUAUAAAUAACCUAAAAACUACCUGUAAGUAUUCUAUAAAGAACCU
Molecule: messenger RNA, 2907 nt
Organism: Oncorhynchus masou masou (cherry salmon)
Lineage: Eukaryota; Metazoa; Chordata; Actinopteri; Salmoniformes; Salmonidae
Gene: kcnab1a
Product: potassium voltage-gated channel subfamily A regulatory beta subunit 1a
Exons: 14
Coding region: 316-1500 (394 amino acids)
Biological process (GO): potassium ion transport; negative regulation of delayed rectifier potassium channel activity; transmembrane transport
Cellular component (GO): cytoplasm; membrane; juxtaparanode region of axon
Molecular function (GO): transmembrane transporter binding; potassium channel regulator activity; voltage-gated potassium channel activity
Source: RefSeq, a predicted model, not a curated record